GUCGCCUACAACUAUUCCAAAAAUGUUAAAUUUAAUUAUAAUUUUAUUAUUUUCUGUGCAUAGUUUUGUCGCGCCCCGAAAUCUUAAUCCAGGAAGCAGGAUUAUUGAUGGAGAACUUGUCGACAUUUCUCAAGUACCGUAUCAGGUAGCAAUCUUGUUCGAAGGCAAGCAAGUAUGCGGAGGGUCUCUUAUUUCCACUACAAAGGUACUUACUGCGAAUCAUUGUUGGACCGACGAAACAAACAGAAACUUAUCUGAGUACAGCGUAAGAGUAGGUUCUACAGACUGGGAAAAAGGUGGCCAAGAAAUAUAUGCAAGCGCUGUCGAUUUAUACGACGUACCAGAAGGCGAAGUCUACCUAAACUAUGACAUCGCUGUUAUUACUUUGAAAUCAGCGGUAAAUGUUUCCAAUGCGAUUCCUAUCCAGCUUGAUGACGCUGAUAGGGUAUACGUUGACGGCGAAGUAGUGACGAUAUCAGGAUGGGGGUUACCAUUUUCACCAUUCGAACCAAUCCCACCCAAUGUAACUAUUGGUAAAUAUCCACUAAGUGUAAUAAAUUCGACCGUCGUUUCCUGUGGAGAUAGCUCAGAUUCUCCAGAUACCAUACUGUGUAUUCGUCAAAAUGGAGGCGGAAUAUGCUACGGUGACUCUGGUGGGCCGGCGGUUAUUAACGGAAAACUAGCUGGUAUUGUUUCAAGUGGAAUAUGCGGUUCGGAGAAAUAUCCUGGAGCCUAUACCAAGAUUUCUGCUUUUAGGGAAUGGAUUCGGCAACAUGCGGGAGUUUAG
Cylas formicarius (sweet potato weevil) is the source of this 787-nucleotide messenger RNA. RefSeq names its product trypsin-3-like. Gene Ontology annotation, biological process: proteolysis. The record is from RefSeq and is a predicted model, not a curated record. The coding region runs from base 23 to 787 and encodes 254 amino acids. The transcript is spliced from 2 exons. Gene Ontology annotation, molecular function: serine-type endopeptidase activity. NCBI's taxonomy places the organism in Eukaryota, Metazoa, Arthropoda, Insecta, Coleoptera, Brentidae.